CAUGGGUCCCGGUGUCUGGAAAGUCCUCUUCUCGUCGACCGCAGAGAAGAGGGGAAGGCUAUAAAUUGAGAGCUUGCUGCACAUUUUGACUGCUGGCUGUCCGUGGAAGCAUGAGCGCCAUUUCAGCGAGCGUGUUGCAGGCGUAGGCGGAGCGGGUUCGGAUGACUGUGGAGCUGCUCCGGGAUUUUGAACUGUCGGAUGUUCUUGUAAAAUGACAUGACAUACUUUCGGAACGAUGCGAAUCACGUGGGACUCAGAGCACAACGAGCCAGGAUGUGAAAGCUGCUCGUACGAUGAAUGGAACCAAGUGGAGGAGAAGCAGCAGGUGCUCGGGGUGUGGUCUUUAGGAUGAGUGUGCUGGGGGUGAUAGAGGAGGUGUCGAGGUUUUUUGCGAAGCAGUGGAAAGUGUCGAAUUUGUCUCUGCAUUUCAUAUAUAUUUCUUCAUCUGGUAGAUGCCAGCCUGUGGUUCUUUGGGCAGAAUCAGCGGGGAUGGUACAAUGCAGCAGUUGAUUUUAUAGUUAAAACGGUCGCGCGGCGAAACUAUUAGCUGAGAGUUGAUAGAAUUUGUAUUUUGAAACAGCUGAGUUUGGAGCUCAAAUCUGCAAUUGUAGUUGGAAGGGAGAAGGUGACUUACAGUUUAUGCUGCUUACAAAUUGGGGCAAAGACAUGUGUUCUUGCUAGGGUCUCCUUCAGCUGUUGCUUUGAUACAAGCAUGGAAUUGGAAUACAAGUAUAGAGAUUAAUGGCAAAACAGCGCAAGCAGAAGCAGAGGGAUAGUCGUCCUCCCAAUGCAGAAGCAGUCAGCAGACCUGAUGAAAGCUGGUGCUGUACAAUACGCGAUCAGAAACUCUGCGUUGCUGUUGAUAUCGCAGAACAGCGUAUUUACGGGUAUACGGAGUUGAAGGUGGUGGCACCCAAGAGUGGAGUGAUAGGGCUCCAUGCUCGUGGUCUGCACAUCGAGAAAGUUUUGGUCGACGGUAACCCCGUAAAUUUUGAGCUACAGCAGGUUCAUUGUGUGAAUAAGCAGGAUAGGAAUGGAGCAUCCAUACCAAGCUCCCCAGCUGAGGCGGCUGAUAUUGGGUAUCCUAGAUACGUGGCCACUUUGGAAGAGGAAAUGGUUCCAGAGCUUUUGAUAUCCCUUUUGGAUGCUGCCGGUAACUCCAUAGAUGCCAGUCAGGGUCAAUCUCCACCCGAGCAAGCAUUAUCAGACUCUAGAGACAAUGGAAUCCCUCAGACAACAUCGGAGACAAAGCCUGAAGCUUCAAACUUACUAACACCUGGUUCCGCGAAUGAGCGGUUGAAACUCAUUCACGUGCAGUAUUGGGUUGAAAAACCCACUGCUGGAGCUUACUUCCACCGGAACGUCUUUCACACCAAUAGUCAGCUGAGAAGGGCAAGGUGCUGGUUCCCCUGUGUGGACUCAACGUCCGAGCGAUGUAGUUACUCGCUCGAAUUCACUGUUCGUUCUGAAUACAUUGCCGUCAGCAGUGGCAAACUUCUUUACCAGGUUUACAGGGAUGAAAACUCUUCGCUUAAAACCUAUGCUUACGACCUCAGCAUACCCACCACAGCUAGUAACAUUUCGUUGGUGGUUGCCCCUCUGGUGGUGCUUCCUGAUCGGUCAAAUCCAAUGAUUUCACACAUGUGUAUGCCGGGUGAUGCCACAAAACUACAAUGUACAGUUAGCUUCUUCCACUUUCUUUCAAGUACCUACGAGGAAUAUCUCGGUGCUCCAUUCCCUUUUGGGUGCUACAAACAAGUUUUUAUCGAUUCCGAAUCUGCUUCCAGUUCAGUUUCUAUAGGUGCCUCUAUGGUUACCAUCAGCUCACAUCUGCUCGUUGACGAUAGAAUAAUAGAUCAGGCAUUUAACACGCAAGUAAAAUUAGCCCAUGCUCUCGCACAGCAGUGGUUUGGUGUUUUUAUUACACCAGAUACACCAGCAGACGCAUGGUUGUUGGAAGGCCUCGCUGGAUUCUUAAGUGAUCAAUUUGUCAAACGUCACAUGGGCAACAAUGAAGCACGUUAUCGCCGGUACAAAGCAAAUGAAGCUGUGUGUACGGUGGAUGUGGAAGGAGCCCCGGUUUUGAGCUGGCCAUCUGUCGGUCGAACAGACCAGUAUGGAGUUGAAACACUUGGAGCGCUUGGUCAGAUUCGUGUUUGGAAGGCUACUGCUGUUGUUCAGAUGUUGGAGAAGCAAAUGGGCCCGGAACCUUUUAAAAAGAUUCUGCAGCGCAUUAUUCUUCGAGCUCAGGAUCCUGUACGUCAUAUGCGGACUCUGAGCACCAAAGAGUUUCGUCAUUUUGCAAAUAAGCUUGGAAAUUUGGAGCGCCCAUUUUUGAAGGAAUUUUUCCCUCGUUGGGUAGAGUCAUCUGGCUGCCCGCGUCUAAGAAUGGGUUUCGCCUAUAGCAAGCGACGUAACAUGGUCGAGCUUGCUGUACGUCGUGAGUCUACUGCAGCUUCAGACCUGGCUACAACUGAUACUCAGACAGGAAGCAAGCCAGUAACACCUGAUCCAGGGUGGCCAGGUAUGAUGAGCAUCCGGGUGCAUGAGCUAGAUGGCAUGUACGAUCAACCCAGCCUUCCCAUGGCUGGAGAGACCUACCAACUUUUAGAGAUACAAUGUCACUCAAAGCUUGCAGGCAGGCGUAUUGCCAAACCUAAAAAAGGAAGUAAAGCUGAACCUGCAGACGAUAGUGUGGAUGCUGCAGCUCCUGACAUGCGUGUGAGCAUGGAGUCUCCGUUGCUGUGGUUGCGAGCGGAUCCUCAGAUGGAGUACAUAGCUGAAAUUCAAUUACAUCAGCCUGAGCAGAUGUGGAUUAAUCAACUAGAGAAAGACAGGGAUGUUGUGGGGCAACUUCAGGCAAUUGCAGCAAUGUGCGCUCUUCCGCGACCAACUUUUGGAAUUGUCACUGCCCUCAAUAAUUGUUUGAUAGAUUCCAAGGUCUAUUGUCGCGUGAGGAUUGAAGCCGCUUCUGCGCUUGCAAGAACGGCCACGGAGGCUACCAGCUGGACAGGCCUAUCAAAUCUCAUAAAGUUCUAUAAGAGUCGCAGAUGUGAUCCUGACAUCGGGCUCCCAAGGUCAAAUGACUUCCACGACCUAGCAGAAUACCUCGUUCUUGAGGCCAUACCGGGCGCAGUUGCGUCUGUUCGUGGCAGUGACGGUAAAAGUCCAGUCGAAGCAACCGACUUCAUCCUCCAUAUACUGAAGCACAAUGAUAAUAGUGGCAACCAGUAUUCAGACGUGUUCUGGCUUGCUUCAGUGAUUGAAGCCAUUGGCAGUCUUGAGUUUGGGCAGCAGAAUCUUCAGAAUUUCUCGAAGUUCUUGAAGCAAAUUGACCGAUUUUUGCAGUAUGACAGAUUAAUGCCGAGCUACAACGGUGUUUUGACCAUUAGCUGUAUACAUACUUUGACUCGUCUUGCUAUAAACUUUUCAGAUGUCUUGCCUGUGGAGAGCUUGGAGAGGCUACUGCAGCCAUUUGGAGAUGCACAGUCUAGUACUAGACAAGUUCGCGUUAAUGCAUUGCAAGCUCUACUUGAAUUGGAGGCGAGGUUCCGGGGUCUCGAUGCUUCUGUCAACCUGGCUCUUCGUCUCGUUAAAAAGGAUCCGUCUUUGACAGUUCAAUGUAAAGUCAUGGAGCAUGUUAUCAAUAUUUGUCUACUUAAAGAUGAAAUAAGCACAACUAUGAGCGGUUCCACUCUAGCUGCACUCUUAGAGCAAUUUGACAGCAGCGAAUCAUUUUCUAAUGUGCUGUUGCGUCAUCACAUUUUCUCGGUGUUGCAAAUUCUCGCUGGCAGACCAGCGUCUCUCUACCGAAGAGGGGACGCAUCGGCUAUACCGGCGCCAAUUUUGCAGAAAAUCGCCCCAGACAAAGUACAACCAAAAGAGCUGAAGCCCAAGGUUACACAGCCGCUGAAAAUAACUUUCCAGCCACCACGGCCAGAACCUCUUCGAAUUCGUGUCGUCCCGGUUCGACCAAACGUUCUUCCCAAAGAAGAAGUUCCUACUGCAAGUGCAAAUUCAGGAGGGAGAGAAUCAGUAAAGUCAGGUCCAAGGGUUGGUAAGGUGAAGUUGCGGCUGAAGCCAGCAUCUAGUGAUGCAGGUGGAAGUCCUAUGGAAGUUUCAGUCGGAUCUCACGAAAAGGGAGCUGUCACGGACUUAGCAGCUUCCCAAUCUCCUACGUCUGUGCAUAUUAGUGUGAAGGUUGAAAAGAGUGUUGCAGAAAGUCCUGUCAGUAGCUAUCAAGGAAAGAGGGACGAGGCUGUUGGUGCUUCUCGGGUGAAAGAAGAGGUUACAAGUCCGCAAGUUGAAGAGGGUGAAAUUGAUCCUGCUGAAGAUGAUGUUCAUCCUAUCAAAGAGGAGACAUUUGACACCGAGGAUCAGAACUUGGGGGUGCACAGAAUGCAGCAAGGAUCUAGCAUAGGUAGUGAAGGUGACGCCAAUGGUUUCCGUGAAACUGGAGGUCAUGAUGCCGGAGAGAGCUCUAGUCCGAUACGGUUGGGGCCGAAGUCAGGAAUGUCGGGAAGCUUCAAAAUGUCUCAGAAUGGCUCUUCUAAAGAACAGUGGGAUUCGCAGGAUAUUCAGCAUACUACAGAUAGUCAACCAGAGCCAUCAGGUGGAACAUCUACAGCGAGUGACAUGAAGCCUGUAGAGGUGCCCAGUCUGACGACUCAUGUGGAAGGAUCUGACGGUAAGGAGAGGAAGGAUAAGAAGGAUAAAAAGGACAAAAAAGAUAGAAAACAUAAAAAGGAGAAGAAAAAGCAUCACCGGGACAGGGAUGAUGAAUCUGAAAAUCAAGAGAAGAAGCGAUCGAAGGAAGAAGAUAGCGAGUAUCAAGAGCGAAAGCGCAAAAGAAAGGAGGAGAAGGAGCAGCGCAAGCGGGAGAAGGAAGAACGUAAAGUUCAAAAGCUCGAUGUAAAUAAGACGAAGAGCCUUCAUGCGGAAGAGAAACAUGCACUACCUUCUGAAAAGCCUGCGGUUUCUCGGGUAAGCAGGCCAGAAGGUGAUUCAAGCCAGAAAUUGCGCCUGAAAAUAAAAAAAAUUCACAGUGUUAGUCACGAUGGGCCUUAAGGGUGCACCUGGUGAACCUUCGCAUGUGUAGCUGAACGGAUGCAAGUCGGCACACCUGCUUCUGCCUAGCACAUCAAGGCUCGGGGCUGGUGGCAGGAACCCAGUGAUCACCCGAUCUUCUCCAUGCCCUUGAAUGCCGAGAAGUGCCUGUGGCUGACAAGUUCGUCGCAGUGGGGUGUGAGGGAUACGAAUGCCGGGGCCAGCCGUGUCUUGCGUACCUAAGCAGGACGGUUCGGGAAUGUAAGAGUGUUAGCGCUGUCUCAAGCGGAUGAUUAUUAGUCUCUAUCUGCUGGUUGCUGCAAUGCUGGUACUCUUGGAAAUUGGUGUCUGUAAGAUGGACGAAGUCCACCUGCAGGCUGUUCUUAGCAGAGAAAGAUCCAGCCAUGGAGCUGGCUUAUCUUCUUGUCUACAAGUGAUUAGCUUAUGAGCUGCAUUGUAAUCAUUUUGAAUGCACAAAGAAAUGUCAUAUUGGAUCCUCUUUCAGGCGUGCGUGCUGCCUCCAAGUGCCAAAGAUUUCAUGUCCGUUUUCCUUGCAAGGUUUCG
Messenger RNA from Marchantia polymorpha subsp. ruderalis, 5610 nucleotides. NCBI's taxonomy places the organism in Eukaryota, Viridiplantae, Streptophyta, Marchantiopsida, Marchantiales, Marchantiaceae. The record is from the annotation of a GenBank genome assembly.